AUGAGCGCUUUGCCGUCUCAGUCGUCUCUCUCGCGCAUCAGCAACUUUGACCAAGAUCCCCCUGCAAAGAAGGCUGGGACAAGUGUAGUGGACAAUGGCGCUGUGGGCAACCAAGCAGUCAAGAUUUCUGACGAUCAGAUAGUCGAGUAUGCACCGGCUGAUUCCAGGUACGGCUGGAUCAUUGUUACCUGCGCGGCAUUCAAUCUGAUGUGCACGCUGGGAAUCGUCAACAGUUUUGGUGUGUUUACAACCUACUACAUCAACUACAUCUAUGCGCACGAGUCAGCAGCCAGCGUAGCGUGGAUUGGAACCAUGGUGUCAGCGGUGAUGCUAGGUGGCUCCGUUACCACCGGCCCGUUGACAGACCGCUUUGGGUUCCGCAAGGUCGCGCUCACUGGCACCGUCAUUUGCUGCAUCGCACUGGUUCUAGCAUCGUUCACUACGCAGCUCUGGCAGCUAGUCCUGACGCAAGGUAUCCUGUUUGGUAUUGGGGCAUCUCUUAUCUUUUCGCCAUCAAUCUCGCUGCCAGCGCAGUGGCAUAUCCGAUACAGGGCCAUUGCCACGGGUCUGACGGUGGCUGGUAGCGGAGCUGGGGGCAUGAUUUUCACCGAGCUGACGCAGCGGAUGAUGGACACCAUCGGAUACCGGUGGACACUGCGUGCAUUGGCGCUGAUGCUCGUGGGAAUUAGUGGGAUCUCUGGCUCGUUCUACAAGCGGCGGAUCUCAGUGCCGCGCGGCGGCAUUGACUUCCGGGCCAUCGUCACUGACCCUCGACUGAUCGUGGUUGGGCUCGCCGGGCUGUUCGUCUAUGCGGGGUAUUUUGUCCCCUGGUACUACCUCCCGACCGCGGCGUUGGAGAUUGGCGAGACCACGCAGUCAUCGAACAAGCUGGUGCUUUACAUGAAUGCCAGCAGCACAGUGGGGCGCGUGCUUGCAGCCUACGCGGCGGUUAUGGUCGGGCCCAUCAACAGCGUGGCACUGGCAUACCUUGUGUGCUCGGUGCUGACGCUGGUGAUCAUGGUGGUAGUCCGGUCAAUGGCUGGCUACGUGGUGCUCAGCGUUGUGUUUGGCGGGCUGUCCGCCAGCUGCGUGUCCAUUGCGCCGCUGGUGCUGACGAAUAUCUUUGGUGUGCAGGCAGUUACAACGGCGAUGGGGAUCGUCAAUCUGUGGUGCGCGGUUGGGGUGCUGAUUGGGAACCCGUCGCAGGGAGCCGUCUACCAGCGGUUCGACCGGCCGUACCACUCGUUCACAGCCAUUGCAAUCUGGGGCUUCGUCGGGCUGGCGCUGGCCUCGGGCAGUUACCUCAUGCUCAAAGUUAUCAUUAUCCGCGGCACGCCCAAGCGCAUCUGGUCGAGGCUGUGA
This is a messenger RNA of Linderina pennispora, 1362 nucleotides long. RefSeq names its product MFS general substrate transporter. Gene Ontology annotation, cellular component: fungal-type vacuole membrane. Gene Ontology annotation, biological process: transmembrane transport. The coding region runs from base 1 to 1362 and encodes 453 amino acids. Lineage: Eukaryota; Fungi; Kickxellomycota; Kickxellomycetes; Kickxellales; Kickxellaceae. Gene Ontology annotation, molecular function: transmembrane transporter activity. The transcript has a single exon. The record is from RefSeq and is a predicted model, not a curated record.